Molecule: messenger RNA, 3914 nt
Organism: Sodiomyces alkalinus F11
Lineage: Eukaryota; Fungi; Ascomycota; Sordariomycetes; Glomerellales; Plectosphaerellaceae
Exons: 3
Coding region: 415-3708 (1097 amino acids)
Biological process (GO): nucleolar large rRNA transcription by RNA polymerase I
Cellular component (GO): RNA polymerase I core factor complex
Molecular function (GO): RNA polymerase I general transcription initiation factor binding; RNA polymerase I transcription regulatory region sequence-specific DNA binding
Source: RefSeq, a predicted model, not a curated record
CUCUGGUAACUACGUGCAAAGCGAACGAGGAAGAGAUGGGCCGACAACCCGAUAUUUACAAACCUUUCUAACAACUGUCUCAUUGGAAGCUUCACCAGUGUCAUGGUAGAAAUAUGUCUCUUGUAGUCCUACUUUGACAUCCGUUGGUUCACCCGUAUAGCGGCUACCAGCUUAGCCUACACACACUCUCUCUCUCCCCUCAGUUUUAUAUCCAAGAUUCGCAUUUCAGCCAAAUCCUUUCAGGACCUCUACUUCGACUCUCCUUACGCCCAGCGUUUCUACCUGCCUCCAGGCUGCUCUCGAACUGAGCUUCUUGAACCAUGAGACGGCGUCUCCUCUCGCUCUACGGCAUGAUUAGGACGACACCAAAGUCACCUUGUUCGGCCGUGAAGCUAUCCACCACACCCCGGCCUCAUGGCCGGCCUUCAAGAUGAGGGCGACCGAAUUUACGGUCCUCCGCGAAUCACUAUUGUGCCCCGUCAAGAACCUGUCUCCGUUACUGCCUCCGGACUACCCACGCUGCAUACCAAUCGAGAUACUUCCCAUGCUCUUCAUUUUCACGCGGUGGGCCAUUCGGAGACGUGGUAUCCGGCUACUGCGACUGUUCUACCAGAUCCCGUCAGCUGGAAAGAAGAAAGGCGGCACAAACGUUGGAUCCAUGGCACCUACCCCGAAGCCAUCGCCUGCGCCUCGGGGCUGUUGUCCGACUUUGUGGCUGAGAACGAAAGCGCAAGGCCGUUCUCAGUCGGCCCUCUACUCGCAAUCGGUCAAAUGACGGACUUUACAGACCCCAAGCGCCCGCGUUCCAAACCAGUAAUUGCUGCUGCGACCGGGCAGUCCGGCGAGGUCCUUCGUCUAGUUACUAUAAACUACGCUAAUUGCCACCGCGAUGGCGAUGACAUUCCUGCGAUGCGCCUUCUCCAACCCAUGCAGGACGGCAUGGAGGAUACUGUCUCUUGGGCGCAAGAUGAUAGUCCUAUAGCCCAGGUCAAGAUCGGCCUCGAUUUGGCUAGAAGUGAACCCUCCAGAUACGUCAUUGUCCAGAAACAACUCUCAACAACCAUCCUCAGCCCCCAAUAUCGACGGGUGCCCGUCUCUGGACCACCUUGCGACCCUACCAGGGAACUCGAGCGACCGUCUCGUAUCGAUCCCAGACCUGUUCUGACUCUCUCCUACCAGGAUACCGGGGGUAGACCGCAUUCAGAUGUUGCAUUCAGCCCCCUCUCGGAAGCAAGUCCUGAGAUGCUUGCUAUAGUUGAUGAGCGAGGGUAUUGGAGCGUCUGGGAAAUGCACAGGAAAUUCCGCAAGCUCGGUCGGGUCGAUCUUACGUCGGAGCUGAGGUUCUGCGGUCGAAUACACGCCGGAAUGCUCGAGGACCUGCCAACCGAGACAGACUCGUCCAUUCCUGCGGGGCACCACGGUAUCCUCUGGGUGGGAUCUUCUGGGCCAGACUGGAACCACUGGGAUGCGCCGUUGAUUGAUCCGCAAGGGGAGUAUGACGAGGGAACUGAAGGCAACGAGUUUGGGCGGUCUUCCCGGGUGCACAUGCUACUUGUUUGGAACCGGACUGGCCUCGAGUGGAUCGACCUUCGCUACCCGGACUGCCAUCCUGCACGUGGUCCACAAGUGCUCAGGACGCGACGAGAUGUUAUACAGGAUGUUCAGUCGAAUCCUGCCAACCAGAACCAGGUGUUUGUACUCACUAGCUCGGACCUCAUCUGGAUCGAACUAGUUCCGGCCCAGGAUACUGGCGGUGGCGUCGUGGGCAAACCAACCGUAUUGCUCUCGUGCGCUCACUUACGAGGUACCAGCAGCGGCCAUCUCAGAAUUCGAACACACCACGCAUGGCCGUCACUUGGCAGCAACGCCAGCGUGGUCUGUGUUCAUUCCGACACCAGCCCUGACGUUGACAUAUUCACAUUUCGUGUUAGCAGUGAGACGGGGCACCCUCGGUUUCAAUACCAUACGAUCAAAGUACCCCGCCCUAGCCCUAGCCAUGAUGCCACCACCGCAGGUGACCUCCCGGCUUUGCAGACGCUCAGCCUAGUCCCAGCCCGCAUCUACUCCACUGGUGCGCCGUCGAGCGGUCCGGACGAGAAGUAUCUCGGUCGGCCUGACCAUUUCUGGCAGCUCCUCUUCCUUCGCGAGGAUUUGAGCUUAGGAUGUUGCAUGGUGGUUGCCACUACGUCUGGCACCGACAAUGUCGCUAUUCCUGAUAUCAGCGGGGCCGUAUCCGACGGCCAGAUCAGGCGAUUGCGCGACAAGCGGAGAGCGGAUUUUCUCCAGCAUCACGGGGAGACUUUUGUUGUGUCAGAUGCUUUCGGGGACGUGAGCGACCAAACUCGCACCGGUGGCGCGUUAACCCAUAGUUCAACGCUCGAUGAUGGAGAUACGGGUCGCUCACGCUCAGGCUCACGCCGUUGGCCUAGGGGCCAUGUCGAGGGCGUCGAUCUACUGAUGUCGCGCGUGUCGGUUUCAAUAGAUUCGCUGGCUCUGGAGACCGAGCAUAACCGUGCCCGCGGGACUGUCCCCGGACUCGAAUCCGUCAAGGAUGUGAUACAAAGUUGUCUUUCUGAAGACGAGAGGCGUCUGCCACUUAGAACACUGCGAGACUGCGGGGUCGUGUUUGAAGCGCCGCCGAUUACUGAAGCUGGCGAGGCGGAUUGGGACUCUCAGUUGCGGUCCCUUCAGUCCCUAGCCGACGGACGUGUGAUUAUCCAAGCGAUUCUCCCGCGCAUAUUGGACGUCGAGCUGUCGGGGAAUCAUGCAUCCAUCGGGGAGUUGCGUCGUCGAUGUGAAGAGUGCUGGCCUGUCCUAGGGAGCUCGUCACCCGGCCGUCUUUCGAGAGAACUAGCGCUGUCAGAAGCAUCCGAGGCCAUCAUGCGGUCCUCAUAUGGCGUCUCGGUCUUCGGCUUGGGUGAAUCCCGCGAAAUGGAAGGACCGUCUUCGUGGGUCCCGAUGUUGAGGCAGGCGCCCAACACACAGACGCAGUUGGGGUCCUCGCAACAAACGGGCUAUCUCACACCCCGUACGACCAAAUCACUCUCUCCCGCACCAUCGUCCCAGACAUCCCAAGUGCCGGGUUCUUCAGCACCUUCGGCUCCUGGCUCGUCGAUCGAGGAUGGACACGGACGUGAUGCUCUGGAGCGACUCAGCAUGCUUGCUCACCGGGUCAACACGGCCAAACCACUUCCAGGACGGCCCAGCCCCGUGCUCUCAUACUGGCCGGAGGAGCGCGGUGUGACGACAGAAGGGUAUCGAUCUUCGAUCCAGGCAGCGUCAAGCCUCCGGUUGGAGGAAGCGCGCAGUAAGACGCAGCGAUCGGAGUCCCGCCGGCUCCAGAGGCAAAGGCAGCGAGGGCGGAGAGCAGAGGGCUUCCCGCAUGGAUCGACGAUGGACAUGGCCUCGUCAUCACAGCAAGCGCCGGUUUUUUCCCAGGCGGCGGCACCUGCCAUCUCACUUGCUCCUCCGUCGCUCUCCGAUCUCAUUCUCCCCAUCCUCCCCCCGCCAGUUGUCUCAUACCAGAUGCAUACGCAUACGCAGGGGCAGGGGCAGGGGCAGCCGUUUGCACAGUCGUCAUCACAAAUACGUCCGUCGUCGCAGUUCUCUCAGUUUCCGGGGGAGACUAUGUCGCAGCCAGUUCCGGGACAGCACGGGCGGAGGCCGCAGCAGCAAAAGAAGAAACCAAAGAGGAGGGGUGGUUUUUAGGUGGGGGUUUCGGUUUGGGCAAUCAGGAAACAGAAACCCUUUUAAUUUGGCAUCACUGCCGGAUACCUCGCGAGGAGUGUCGUUGAUGUAUAUUUUUUGGGGGAUAUUAGGAGUUACUGGCGCUAGAAGAUACCCUGGGACUAAAGAGAGCCACCUACUACGUACCUUAGGUACCUUGUUGAGAGGAUAAGAGGAUAAGAGGAUAC